GAGAGGCAGUUUUGGUAUGUGAAUGCUGCAGUGCAGAGGUGUAAGAGAUUUCUGCAAAAGUAAUUACAGGGAGUCACUUUGAUCCCAGGGCUGCACAUCUUCAAGAGGACAUCUCUGAGCCUUUUGUAGGACUACUAGAAAGGACCAUGGCGGAUGGAUCCCAGAAGAUUGAUGGCAUCCAUUUUCCCUUUCCCUUCACACCCUAUUCCAUCCAGAAAGACUUCAUGGCACAGCUGUACCAGGUUUUGGAGGCAGGCAAGAUUGGAAUAUUUGAGAGUCCAACUGGCACUGGAAAGUCUUUGAGUCUUAUUUGUGGGUCCCUCUCCUGGCUCCGUGACUUUGAACAGAAGAAGCGGCAAGAAGAGGCACGUCUCCUGGAAACUGAAACUGGCCCUGCAUGGGAUGAAAAAGGCCCACCCCCAGUUAUCUUAUCUUCCUGUGGGGAGACUGCAGGUACUUCGAAGCCCACUGGAGAACCAGACUGGAUUACUCAGUUUGUGCAGAAGAAAGAAGAAAGGGACAUGGUGGCCCGACUGAAGGAGGAACAGAUCUGGAGGAGGAAGCGGGAAGAACGCCUGCAGCAGAUCCAGCACAACACAAAGCUUAAGUAUACAGCCAAACGCCUGAGACAGGAAGAAGAGGAUACGGAGAGUCUCCUCCGCCUCAGCAGGGAGAUGCUAGAAGCAGGAACGGGGGCUGAGCAGCUGGAGCCGCUGGAGUCUGGGGAGGAGGAGCUGGUCCUUGCCGAGUAUGAGAGUGAUGAUGAGAAGAGAGUAGCUCGAGGAGUGGAUGAGGAUGAAGAUGACCUAGAAGAAGAACAUGUGACUAAGAUUUAUUACUGCAGUCGGACACACUCCCAGCUAGCCCAGUUUGUGCACGAAGUACAGAAGAGCCCCUUUGGCAAGGACGUCCGGCUCGUCUCCCUCGGCUCCCGGCAGAACCUUUGUGUAAACCAAGAUGUGAAGCGCCUAGGUUCUGUGCAGCUCAUUAAUGACCGCUGUAUGGACAUGCAGAGAAGCAAGCAUGAGAAGAGGAAUGAAGCUGAGGAGGAGAAACCAAAGAGGAGGAGGCAGGAGAAGCAGGCUGCCUGUCCCUUCUACAGCUACGAGCACAUGCACCUCCUGCGGGAUGAGGUCCUGGCGGAAGUGAAGGACAUUGAGCAGCUGGUGGCCCUUGGGAAGGAGGCCUGGGCCUGUCCCUAUUAUGGGAGCCGGUUUGCCAUUCCUGCAGCUCAGCUCGUGGUGCUGCCCUAUCAGAUGCUGCUGCAUGCAGCUACCCGAGAGGCAGCGGGCAUCCAGCUGCAGGGCCAGGUGGUGAUCAUCGACGAGGCACACAACCUGAUCGACGCCAUCACAGGCAUCCACAGUGUGGAGGUCAGCGGCUCCCAGCUCUGCCAGGCCCAUUCCCAGUUGCUCCAGUAUAUGGAACGAUAUGGGAUUCUCUUUUCAGGGAACAUUAAGCAAAACCCCAGCACACAGAGCCUCCUGCAGAAAGGGAUGGAGCUGAAGACCAUCAAUGACUUUCUCUUUCAGAGCCAGAUUGACAACAUCAACCUGUUCAAGGUGCGGCGGUACUGUGAGAAGAGCAUGGUCAGCAGAAAGCUAUUUGGCUUCACAGAACGGUAUGGAGCAGUCCUCUCCUCCCAGGAGAAGCCCAGACUGACAGGGUUUCAGGAAUUCCUACAGCGCCUGCAGCCUGGGGUGACUGAGGCCCCUGCAACUCCUGUGGAUGAGGGCCAAGCCAGGCCUCCCACUUCCCCACUGAUGCACAUUGAAGGCUUCCUCACAGCCCUCACCACAGCCAACCAGGACGGCAGAAUCAUCUUGAACCACCAAGGCAGCCUCAGUCAGAGCAGUCUUAAAUUCUUGCUGCUGAAUCCAGCUGUGCACUUUGCUCAGGUGGUGAAGGAGUGCCGGGCUAUGGUCAUUGCAGGGGGCACCCUGCAGCCGGUUUCGGACUUCCGGGAGCAGCUGCUGGCCUGUGCAGGGGUGGAAGCAGAGCGAGUGGUGGAGUUUUCAUGUGGUCACGUGAUCCCUCCAGACAACAUCCUGCCCAUUGUCCUCAGCACGGGCAUCUCCAACCGGCCACUGGAUUUCAAGUACCAGCACAGGGAGCUGCCACAGAUGAUGGAUGAGGCAGGUCGCAUUCUCUUUUGCUUGUGCAAUGUGAUUCCUGGAGGUGUGGUCUGUUUCUUCCCCUCCUAUGAGUACCAGCGCCAGGUCCAUGCCUACUGGGAGAAAAGUGGUGUGCUGUGCCGCCUGGCCUCCAGGAAGAAGAUUUUCCAGGAACCCAAGAGUACAAACCAGGUGGAACAGGUGCUGACAGAAUAUUCCAAGUGCAUUGAGAACUGUGGCCAGGUGAGAGGCAAGAUGGUGACGGGGGCCCUGUUGCUGUCCGUGGUUGGAGGAAAGAUGAGUGAAGGGAUCAACUUCUCUGACAACCUAGGCCGGUGUGUGGUCAUGGUGGGCAUGCCCUACCCCAAUGUCAGGUCUCCAGAGCUACAAGAGAAGAUGGCCUAUUUGGAUCAGACCCUUCCCAGAAUCCCAGGGAAGGCCCCCCCAGGGAAGGCUUUGGCAGAGAACCUGUGCAUGAGGGCUGUCAACCAGUCCAUAGGCAGGGCCAUCAGGCACCAGCGGGAUUUUGCCAGUAUUGUAUUCCUGGACCAGCGCUAUGCCCAGCCCCCAGUCCUGGCCAAAAUGCCAGGCUGGAUCCGAGACCGUGUGAAGACCAAAGCCACCUUCGGCUCUGCCAUUGCCAUGUUGCAGAAGUUCCAUCGGGAGAAGUCUGCCUCUUCUUGAUGCACAGUUGUACCAUCUCCAGUGGGCAGGUGAAGGAAGGGCCUGGCACCAGCGGUGGUGUUUGCCUUGGGCCUGCCAGG
Molecule: messenger RNA, 2878 nt
Organism: Otolemur garnettii (small-eared galago)
Lineage: Eukaryota; Metazoa; Chordata; Mammalia; Primates; Galagidae
Gene: DDX11
Product: DEAD/H-box helicase 11
Exons: 26
Coding region: 147-2798 (883 amino acids)
Biological process (GO): establishment of sister chromatid cohesion; nucleobase-containing compound metabolic process
Cellular component (GO): nucleus
Molecular function (GO): hydrolase activity, acting on acid anhydrides, in phosphorus-containing anhydrides; ATP binding; DNA helicase activity
Source: RefSeq, a predicted model, not a curated record